CGUAAACGUUUGCUUUAGCAGUAGUCUCGAUGAGAACGGCUUGGACGCUAAAACGUUUAAGAUAUCGUAUAAUAAAAAACAUACUAAAAACUCAAUAAUAUAGUAGCCUAUUUCUUGGUAUCCCUCUGGUGUUUGUAACUUCAAACUGCAGCCGGUGGUGAUUCACGUUUCUGCACAAUGGCCUCUGCAGAGUUCAUCAAAGACCUUUGUACUCCAGCGCUGAUAGUUGACCUGGAUAUAGUGAAAAGAAAUGCUCAAGUCAUGCUGGAACGCUUCCAGAAACUGGGGGUCCAGCUCAGACCUCACAUGAAAACACACAAAACAUUGGAAUGUGCAGACAUCAUGACAGGAGGCUCUCGCCGUUGCAUUGUGGUGUCUACUCUGGCUGAGGCUUCAUUCUAUGCAGAUAAUGGCUAUGAUGAUAUAUUAUACGCAUACCCACUGCCAUUUGAUAAAGUGGAGCGCUGCGCUGAGCUAUCCGAGAGACUUUCACUAUUCCAUGUAGUGGUGGACAACCAGCAUGCUUUACGGGAACUGAAGAAGAGACCUCUGAUGCAGGGAAAAGUCUGGAAGGUGUGGAUGAAACUGGAUUGUGACAAUGGAAGAGCGGGUGUUCCUCAUUUUGAUCCGGCUGCCCUGCAACUUGCCCAGGAGAUCUCGGAGACGGCAGGGGUGGAGCUUACAGGAAUUUACGCCCACUGUGGGAACACCUAUGCCUGUCAGGGGGAGGAGCAAAUCAAAGCCAUUGCUCAGGAAACCACCACGCUCGUACUGCAAUUUAUGGAGAAGCUGAAGGCUGCUGGAAUACACGGUCCCAAAUCCAGCAUUGGCUCCACCCCGUCCUGUAGCCACCCAGUCCCAGACAUGGCCAUGUUAAGUGAGGUGCACCCUGGGAACUAUGUAUUUUACGAUGUGCAGCAGUCUCUCAUUGGAUCCUGUAGACUUGAGGACAUUGCAGUAAGGGUACUGACGAGGGUCAUAGGUCACUACCCACAUAGGAACCAGUUACUAGUAGACUGUGGGUGGACAGCACUGAGUCAUGAUGGUGGCGGGCGUUUACCAACAGGAUAUGCCAUUAUUGAAGGGCACCCAGAGAUGAAACUGCUGUCUAUGACUCAGGAACACGGCAGGGUGGAGCCCAUCGCUGGAAAACUGGACUUCAGUCAGUUCCCCCUGGGGUCACUCCUCACACUCAUGCCUUACCAUGCAUGUGCCACAGCUAUGAUGCAUCCAGUUUAUUUUGUCCACUCUAAAGGGAAGAUUAUAAGUGCAUGGAAGCCCACUCGAGGCUGGUAACAAUCCCUAACAGAAGGAAUCUGUUUCAACAGGGGACUGUGGUUAGAAAAAUGUUAAAGGCUGCUGUAUGCGUACAUUUACUAUAGUAAUAUAAACUUGCAGAGGUGGGUAGAGUUGCCAAAAACUAUUCUCAAGUAAAAUUACUAAUACUUUAAAAUUAUUACUCAAGUAAGAAAGUAUCCAAUUAAAAGAAUACUCAAGUAGUUAUUUUCCGAUCUGAUUAUUAUUAUUAACACCUUGCGUGCGUGGAUCCUAUGUCACCCUUUAUACCCUGAUAGUUCAAAGAUGAAAAUUGUGUAAUCAUUUAUUCACCCUUAAGGUCUAAACUUAUAUGAUUUGAACACAAUGAACACAGUUAAGGAGAUGUUUGACAGAAUGUUAUCCUCAGUCACCUUUCACUUCCACUGCAUAUUUUUUCUCAUUUUUGAAAGUGAAUGGUGACUGAGGAUGUCAGUCCUUAACGUUCUGCCUAACACCUUGUUUUGUGAAUAAGUUAACACUGAAAAGUUAUAUUGCACCUUAUCUCAGUUUAGAGGCACGUUUAGGCUUAUUUUAUUCCAGAGCUUGUUCUCUGUUGUCCUUAAAAAAAACGCACCUCACGCAUGCUUUAUAAAGUGUAUUGCUGUAUUCCCGCGCUGCAUUAAUCAGCAGAGAAAAGACAUUUACACAUAACGCUUACGUUUACAUGGAUUUAUGUAUUGCAGCACUGAUAUGAGAAAAUGUAUACUUAAAAACUUACAGAAUUACCAUUACCAUAACAAAGAAGCCCUCUUUAUCAUUAUCACCACAACUUACCGCAGCGUGUUUUCUUAAGUUGGAUCUGUAAUUUUGUAAUCGCUUGUUUUGCCGUUGAACAAAGGCAUCGCGUAACGUUAAUAGUUUUUUUCACUGUGUGUUGUGAAAAAUGUAUUUGUUUUCUGAGCGCUUGCAGUGUCGUUCAAAAUUCCCUUUCAAACAUCUCUCAAUAAAUUACGCAUUUAUUAACACUUUAAUAAAUGAAUUAAAACCAGUAAUGUAGCGACAGUAACGUCGCCCAUUGUAACAAAGAGUGCUUUUUUCAUUAGGAAUUUACUUGAGUAAGAGUAAAACCUACUCACCUUUAAACCUACUCUUAAAAGUACAUUUUCUCCAAAAAUAUAAUAACGUAGUAAAUGUAGCGCAUUGCUUCCAACCUCUGUAAACUGUGAAAAUUGCUGUCAAAGUCAGGUGUCUCUCAAAAACUGCCUUAUGAUCUUGUUAACUGAUGACAGCAUUAUGGGCUAAAGGUGAGGCAGUUCUGUCCUUAAAUAGCAAUCAGUGAUGUUGAAAAUUGAAUUGUCCAGCAAAAUAGCUUUGCAUAACCUGAAAAACUCACAUUGAACACAAUCUAUUCACAGAUAAUAAUUCAUCAUUUUUUUUUUUCCUGCUGUGAAAGCCCCUGAAAAUGGGAAGCUUUGUAGCUGUCUAAAUUUGUAUGUGUUGGGCAAAUUAUGUGUUCAAAAAUGAAUUUGGAAAGAUCUAAAGAACCGAAUCUUGGCAAUAACAUUCACCUCAAUUUGUUAUAGAAUCAUGUGCCACAAUGGAAAUGUCUAAAAAACAGAUUCUCUGAUUAUUUCUAUCUUUGAUUUUUCACAUUAAAGAACAUAAA
This is a messenger RNA of Myxocyprinus asiaticus (Chinese sucker), 2923 nucleotides long. RefSeq lists its product as uncharacterized. Bases 178 to 1296 code for a protein of 372 amino acids. The record is from RefSeq and is a predicted model, not a curated record. Lineage: Eukaryota; Metazoa; Chordata; Actinopteri; Cypriniformes; Catostomidae. The transcript is spliced from 8 exons. Gene Ontology annotation, molecular function: D-serine ammonia-lyase activity. Gene Ontology annotation, biological process: D-serine catabolic process.